Molecule: messenger RNA, 5201 nt
Organism: Cynoglossus semilaevis (tongue sole)
Lineage: Eukaryota; Metazoa; Chordata; Actinopteri; Pleuronectiformes; Cynoglossidae
Gene: pam
Product: peptidylglycine alpha-amidating monooxygenase
Exons: 27
Coding region: 1986-4934 (982 amino acids)
Biological process (GO): peptide metabolic process
Cellular component (GO): membrane; extracellular region
Molecular function (GO): peptidylglycine monooxygenase activity; copper ion binding; protein binding
Source: RefSeq, a predicted model, not a curated record
UUUUACUUAAUGGCGUUCUUAACAGAAUCAGGUACUGUUUAAAAAAACAUAAUUGACCGUUAUCUCCAUCUUUAAAGAGACCGCUGGUGGACGUGACCAUAGGUUUAAGCCUGUCAAAACACAGCGACGCAGCAGGAAGCUAACGUUAGCCGUUCACUCCCACACAGAGAGUCAUCACAGAGACACGCUCACGAUUAUUUUAUUUAGUUUUAAUAAAAAAAUUGUACCUGUCGCAAACGUUUACAGCCCACAUGUAUUCCCUAACAACUUCGUUUGUGUUAGCUUAGCGUAUUAGCAAAUUUAAAGGCGUGUUUUUUAUUUUUCACCUACUGUUUGAUUUUGACGUAGUGGCUUUUAAUUGCAUUUUGAGACAUUCUGUAAACGAAUAACACAUAUUAGAAAAGAAUAUUCGGUUUAACCAGAUAAUUGAAACUUCUUAAAAUACGUUUAGAUAUAUGUUUCUCGUAAAAACAUUCGCCUUUUAUCCAUAAUUGUUUCUGUGAGCAUUAACCAGUGGGGUCUUGACAAGCAUGAUAAUGUAUUCUGUCAAUGUCCAACUGCACUAAUUGGCAUCAAAACCUGGUUUCAAUGAUCACGAUCCUAAUCCGUUGCAGUAAGUAAAAUGAUAAAAAAGCCUUUAUUGUGUAUUUUUUUCCUGUAUGUUUUCCUUCUAAUGUGACAUGUUCUAAACCAGCACCGAAAUCAAUCAAAACUCGAUUAAAUGGAUGUGCCUUUAUUUCCCUCAAUCUGGUCGAUAGAGUGAAUUUGGCCAAAGAAAAUGGUCACUCUUAUUUCUACAUGGUUAUUUGUGGUAAAGGGCUAUGUCAUCUAAAUCUACCUAUUAAAAUCGAACUAUUUAGUUGGUUGCUCUGUAGUUGAUUGCAUAUCCAUUUGUUUCAUAUGAUUGUGGAAUAUCCUCAGACUUUGUUCUAAGUCAGGAUAAAGAUGUGGGUGAAGACUAAGUCAGAGUUUUGGUUAUGUAGGCGAUGGGUGGUGAUAACGCUUUGGAUGUCGGUGCGCGUCUUGACAAGAAUUCUGUGUGUAAAUGUGAAUGUUUGUCAUGGCUACAACAUUGACCCUAAGACUUUAUGUCAACAAAUCUGUCUGUGUGGAGUCUGAGGGUCUUGAACGCAUAUCUUUUCAACAAAAAACAUAUCACCUUUGUGAUUUACGAUCCAAGUAAAAGACUGACUUCAUCCACGGUACGAAGUCCGGCUGUCUCAAUUUACAAAACCCAAGGCCUUGAAAACUGGACUUUUUUGGACACAGUGCCUCUUGUGAAAUUUUUUUUUUCACAACAUUUUUAUUAUGCAACACUAAGAAGACUGCACAAAGUGCAACUCUCACGUUUGUCACAAAUGUUUUUCAAAGAGCAGAAAAAUUCAAGAUUAUGCAAAUAACCCACGGUGACCAGACAGGGAUCAGAUGAGCAAACCUGGAGCAGUGAGGAGUGAGAAACAUGUUGUGACUUGUAGUUAGGAUAAGAUUGGUGUUAAGGCUUUCCCUGUAAAAGCUGAUGUAAAUCAGUGCCUCUCCCUGACAAUAAUGGCUGCACAGCCCAGUGUUUGGGAUUGUGUGUCUGUGUGUGAGUUUUCACCCUGGGUGAAUGUGUGCAGUACUCCAUCAGCAGGAUUAGCCCUGUUUCCAUAGUUUCAUCUCUGGUCUCCUUAGAGGAGCUGUGACAUCAUCAGCACAGCCUCCUCCCCCUCUCUUCGUCUCUGUGUUGUCAGAGAUGAGUCACUGUGGCAGCUCCAGAGCUCAGCGACUGUUGUUCUGUAUUUCACGAGCAUCCUCUGGCCCUUCAGGUGGUGACCUGCACCAAACUGUCUGAACCGCUCGACACGCUGGAGGGAAUCGGAGCUAAACUGUGCUCCACGAUGUUACUGGAAUAAAGACUCCUCCUCCCGCUCCUUCUUCCUCCUCAUCUUCUUCUUCCGUCUCACUUCAGCCGAAACACAGCAGCAGCACCAGGAGAAGACACUGUGAUGGCCACAGCCGUGAUGAGACUCCCUGUGUUCUGUGUCAUGGUGCUAGCCUUCAUGAGGCACAGCCAUGGCUGGGGGCACCAGUCAAAAAGGUCUCAGGAGGAUGUGCUGUUGGAUCCCUACAGCUGUGUUUCCAGAACAAAGCAGCCACUGGUGAUAGAAAACCCUGACAACUUCUCCAUGGACAUACGGAUGCCGGGUGUCGUCCCAAAGACGUCGGACACUUACCUCUGCAUGGCCUUUCCUGUGCCAACAAGUCAAGAUGUUUAUAUUGUGGACUUUAUACCUCAUGCCAGUAUGGACACUGUGCAUCACAUGAUCCUGUUUGGCUGCCAGAGGCCCGUCUCUACCAGCAACUACUGGGACUGUGGCAGUUCCGCGGGCACCUGUAAGGACGAGUCCUCCAUCAAGUACGCCUGGGCCCGCGACGCCCCACCCACCAAGUUACCUAAAGAUGUUGGUUUUAAAGUUGGGAGAAAAUCAGGAUCAUCCUACUUUGUGCUGCAGGUUCAUUAUGGAGACGUCAGUGCUUUCAGGGACCACCACAGAGAUUGCUCAGGACUCUCAGUGAAAAUGACGUCCAAACCGCAGCCUUUCAUCGCUGGCAUCUACCUGCUCAUGUCUGUGGACACAGUCAUUCUUCCAGGGAAGAGAGUCACAAACGCAGACAUUGCCUGCGACUACUCGUCCUAUCCCAUCUACCCGUUUGCCUUCAGGACACACACGCAUCACCUCGGGAAAGUAGUCACUGGAUACAGGAUCAGAAAAGGGAAGUGGAGCCUGAUUGGACGACAGUCUCCUCAGCUGCCACAGGCUUUUUAUCCUGCCAACAAAGAUGUGGAUGUGAAGUACGGUGACACCUUAGCUGCCAGAUGUAUGUUUAGCGGGGAAGGCCGAACCUCCAACACUUACAUUGGUGGAACCUCUGCAGAUGAAAUGUGCAACUUCUAUAUCAUGUACUACAUGGAUAGCAAACAUGCCAUUCCCUACAUGUCCUGCAUGGAGACAGGAUCUGAAGAGCUGUUCCAAAACAUUCCAGCUGAGGCCAGCAUUCCCAUCCCUGUCAGCCCUGGUCACUCCAUGAUGCACAUGGGAUCAUCGAAAGAUCACGAAGAAGAAAGUUCGCAUACGCACGAAAAUAAUAGAGAGCAAGACGAAGGUGACCUCUAUUCUCUCAUGUCCAAACUUCUAGGCCACAGUAAGGACGUAGCUCGCACUCAUAGGUACAAUCCCCGGGCUGACCUGGUGGCUCAGAUUGAUAGUUUAAUGCAAAAGAAAGACCUGGCUUUUCCCAGUGCUUCACUGGGCUUCCUGACUGGAAGGCAGGACCCUGUGCUGGCGAGGGACCGAGUCCACAGGUUCCACCAGCUCCAGGCUACGUCUAAGCCCCACAGGGGCAAGAUGGUAUCUGAAGGAGAAGACAACCACCUGGAACAAGUGUCCAGUUGGCCGCAGGAAUCUCUGCAGCUGGGUCAAGUCUCAGGUCUCGCCGUGGACUCCAACUCUAACCUGGUCAUUUUCCACAGAGGGGAUCGCCACUGGGGGGCCGAGUCCUUCAACAGUCAAGCUCAGUACCAGGAAAGAUUUCUGGGUCCCAUCCAGCAGUCCACGAUCCUGGUGGUGGAUCCAAACAGAGGCAACAUCCUGAAAGCGUCAGGCAGAAACAUGUUUUAUCUGCCUCAUGGAAUAACAACAGACGAGGACAACAACUACUGGGUCACAGACGUGGCUCUUCAUCAGGUGUUCAAGGUGACCGGCGACGGCAGAGAGAGGACACUGCUGACACUGGGAGAAGCUUUCACACCAGGAAGUGACAGCAGCCACUUCUGUAAGCCCACCGACGUGGCCGUGGACACGAAGACCGGAAACAUCUUUGUCUCUGAUGGCUACUGCAACGCCAGGAUCCUCAAGUUCUCUGCUGACGGCAGAUACCUGACAGAGUGGGGAGCAGGUUCAUCCGACAGGAGGAGGCGUUUGCCGUUCCGCAUCCCUCACAGCCUGGUCUUCCUUCCAGACAGACAGGAGGUGUGUGUGGCUGACAGGGAGAAUGGACGCAUCCAGUGCUUCAUUGCCGAAACUGGAGAGUUUGUCAAGGAAAUUAAGAAAGAUGAGUUCGGAGGGAGUGUGUUUGCCAUCAACUACAGUCCUGCUGGAGAUGGAUUGAUCUUUGCAGUAAAUGGACAGUCCUCAUAUCUCUCCAUCCCACUCAAAGGCUUUGUGAUCAAUUAUUCAACUAAGGAUAUUUUGGACACUUUUGCUCCAAAUACAGAGGACUUUGUGAUGCCUCAUGACAUUGUUGAAACCCAGGAGGGCAGCGUGUUCGUGGGGGACGUCGGCACUCAGGCAGUCUUCAAGUUCACCGACGGAAAAUCACACCACUCUGUGAAGAAGGGAGAUAUUGAAGUUCAGCAGCUGGAAGAAAUGGAGACUUUCAUCCAGACCAAGACGAGGCCUGGACCCAACGCCUCAAAGAUGGCCGUGGUCAAGGAGAAGCAGCUCACGGCUCAACAGCCACCGCGGCAGGAGCAGCAGUCGCAGAGCAAAGAGGAGGUGAAGGUGGAGGAGAUGAAGGAGAAGAGCGCGGUGAAGACGCACAAGGACUCAGGAGUGUUUCCUGUUGUCAUGACAACGCUGCUGCUCGUCCCUCUGCUGCUCGUCAUCUCCAUCGGCCUCUUCGUCUGCUACAGGAGAAACCAUCAGAGUGAGGUCAAGACCGAGCCCACUACAGUGGGAGGAAUCCUGGGAAAAAUAAGAGGCAAAGCAGUGGGCAGCCUAAACCUGGGCAACUUCUUUGCGACCCACAAAGGCUACAGUCGUCAGGGCUUCGACCAGCUGAGCACCGAGGGCAGCGACCAGGAGCGGAACGAGGAUGACAGCAGCGACUCCGAGAACGAGGAGUAUUCCGCUCCCCAACUGCCCCCGCAGCCCUCCUCCCCCCCCUCCUCUUAGAUGAUCCCCUGCUUCUUUUUGCCAAGAUGUAUGUUAUUCAUCAUGUGUGCAAAACUGUUGUGUUUUCUGCCAAUCUAAUGGUUUACAUAGCUAUAUUUAAAGAUAUAUAAAUAUAUAUAUAAAUAUACUGUAAAUACAAAUCAUUUAGAAAAAGGUUUAUUUAAUCCUAAUUUAAUUUAUCUGUGCAUCUGGUUAUGAUUCACAGUCAAGUAGCUUGGAAAAUGAUUUUCCCCCGAGUCAGACUUAGAGAGAAAUAUCAGACUCAGC